Molecule: messenger RNA, 2939 nt
Organism: Scylla paramamosain (green mud crab)
Lineage: Eukaryota; Metazoa; Arthropoda; Malacostraca; Decapoda; Portunidae
Exons: 5
Coding region: 173-1504 (443 amino acids)
Source: RefSeq, a predicted model, not a curated record
GGCAUGUGAUAUUGACAGAAGUUCAGUUGUGCGUGUCACCUCUUCAGUAUACCACCACCACCACUACCACUACUAAUACUACCACCAUCUACCACAACUACAGCUGCUACUAUCAUCUACUACUUGUCUUACUCCUACUGUCACCACGCCCUCACUUCACCUGCACGUCAAGAUGCAGGCUGCACGUUGGCGGUGGUCUGGCCUCUCUCUGCUGCUGCUGUUGGUGGCGCUGCUGGCCGGCCCCCGCCACGCUGCCGGGCACUCCUUGGCGGGGGACACUCGGGAGGUGAAAUAUGAACCAUUGAAUGUUGGAGAUCUGGACGAUGGAUUAACAGACACCAUAGAUCCAGGCGAUGAAUCAACAAACACCACAGAUCCAGGCGAUGGGUCAACAGACACCACAGAUCCAGGCGAUGGGUCAACAGGCACCACAGAACCAGGCGAUGGGUCAACAGAGACCACAGAUCCAGGCGAUGGGUCAACAGGCACCACAGAUACAAGCGAUGGGUCACCGCCCACCACAGAUGCACCGACCACCACAGAUGCACCGACCACUGAGAAGCCGGGCACCGAAUCAACGUCAGACGGCAGCACCCCUACAGACAACACCAGCACGCCGACGGACGAACCGAACAUCUCAACAUUUGCCCCUCUUGAUGAUCUAGGCCUCUAUGAACGCACGCAGGAUGAACUGAAGGACACAGAAGAGACAUUAGGGAAGUUCCGCUCUCUAGCGGAAAGCACUAUGAAAAGUACUGAAGGAAUCAUGGACAGUCCUGCAGGCUGGUGGAAGAUGGGGAAGGAGCAGACGGAGGAAGUAAAGCCUUUGAUCAUUGAUGAUUUUUGUAAUAGCCCUCUUACCUCUACGUGCGAGGAACUGAAGACGGACCUUACUGAAGUACAGAAGCUGGUGACUAUUCUGAAUAUCAACGUGGACGCCUGGACAAUGCAAAACCUGGGGAAUCUCGUAGUGAAGAAUAAUGAGUUGAAUAGUACUUACCAGUUCGCCAACACGAAACCAGACGACUUCAAGAAUUCCAUUAAUAGUGAGAAGUUCUUGAACGUGAUUGAUGAAAUAGCUCAGGAAGUGAAGACGAGUGAGAACAAAGUGAGUACCAAGAUAAAUGACAUCAAGAAAAACAGGACGGGCUCGGUGGUGCUGGUGGCGGUCAUUGGAAGUCUUGGGGGGAUCAUGAUCGUCAGUCUGGCUGGCGUCAUGGUCUACAGCGCCACCAAGAAGCAAAUGAAGAAAAAGUCAUCCGCCACGCCAUACAAUAAGCUGCAGGGAGAGAACAUUCCCAUCGAUGCAUUCCUGUCUGACGGGCCGCCAACUGACGUCCGCCAGGUCCCGAGGGCGGAUCCUUACACAAACCAGCCGCCACCCGGAAGAAGAGGCGAUCCCUACGCGUCCUCGUAUGGCGGCAAGAGUGAACCAAUGCCGGAGUAUAGAGGGCAGCCGAGAGUCACCAGAGUAGGAAAGGGUCUUCCCAGGACACACUUUUAAGAAAUGAAAAAAAAAAAAAAAAAAAUUGUGUUUUUUCAAGGGUCUGUUUACUGUUUUGAAACGCUCUGUUCUCUCAACAAUGCCUGAAUACAGAAGACAGCUCAGAGCCACCAUAGUAGCAAAGGGGCUUUCCAGGAUACAGUUCUGGCGAGGUAUGCAAAACAAAUCAUAAUCGUACUUUUUUUUUUAAGAGUUUGUACUACAUAUUUUGAAAUGCUCUAUUAUCUCGUCACUUCCGGAGUAUAGAGGCCAGCUUAUCACUAGAGCAGGAAAUGGUUUAUCCAGGAUGGACUUCUAACGAUAAAUGCAAACUAUUGUCUUUUUUCUUCAAGGGCCUGUACAGUGUAUUGCUAUGUUGAAACACUUCGUUCUCUCCAUUUUCAAAAAACCCACCGAGAUGAUUAGUCGAAUUCUUAUGGAUACUUUCUUCCCACUGAUCGUUAUACUGUUAUUACAAUCAUGUAAAUACCUUUAAAAACCCCAGUGACUCUCACCACUGCCUGUUAAAAGUAGUCGAGAUUAGACACUGAAACAUUUGGGAAAGCGUUGUCCUUGUCUGCUUUGCAUCAUAAUAACGCGGUGGUUUGCUGAGACUCCCUUGUAUCUGUUCAUCUUGUCUCUUGUGUCUGUCAUUUCAUUCCCUUGAAUUUCGUCAGAGAGAGAGAGAGAGAGAGAGAGAGAGAGAGAGAGAGAGAGAGAGAGAGAGAGAGAGAGAGAGAGAGUGGCCAGAACCGCUCUCGUAUCUCCAUCCUCCACUUCUUGAUUCACCUCUGACUAAUGAUUCCCAGAGGCACGAGUGAGAAGUUUUCUUACACUCAAUAUUACUUAACUGCUGUGGCUUAAUUUUCCUCUUCGUGAAAUGGUCUGGUGCAGUUACAGUAUAAUUUGAUAUAAUUUCGAAAGACACCACAGACAGCAAGGAAGCAGUCGACUACAUUUGGAUACUCGAAAUAAAACGUAUUUUGACUUACGACCAAAGCGCUAUCCGAUUUUUUUUUUUUUUUUUUUUUUUGCUGCAGCUAACUUGGCAUACGAGCAAUUCUUCACUUCUGCUAUGCUUUGUAGGGUAAAAGAUAUUGUUUAUACACCUUUUUCUACAUUUAGUGAUUUUUUUUUCUAUUCUUUAGGUCUUUUUUUUUUUUUUUGCUUUCGACAGCCAUUGUGGAAUAGAUCUUAGUCGUAAGCUAAAGUACACCCAUGUAUUUUGAAACUGUAGCAUGUAUAGUGUUACUUAUGUUAAGCAAAGUUGUCUAAGAUUACCAAAAGAAGUAACAAGUGUCGUACUGUCACCAGCCACCAAAGAAUUAUGUAAACACGUACAACAGAAAAUACCUAUCACAUGUUUUCCCCAUAACAGUUUUUGUAUAUUUUUGUCCAUUGUUUAAUUUAAUUUUAAUGAGAUGGUUUUCAUAUCAAAUAAAUAAUUAUAACAUAA